AUGUCGGCAGGGUCUUCGCGGGCCCAGCAAUCAGCACCCGCCACUGGUGGAGCACGCCGCAUGCGUUGGACAACUCAAAUGAACAGCAACGCAUUGCGGGCGUAUUUUAGGGCGGAAGGGGGAGAAAUUGGAGGUUUUGCGUAUUGGGCAAGGAUGCAUCGACUUUUUGCUGAGCUGGAGCCAUCUGUAACCGUCACCGAGCAAAACCUGGCAAACCGAGUUCGGUAUAUCUUGCGCUCAAAUACAUUUGAUGUCACCGAACUCGAACGGAUACGACGUGAGGCUGUUCUUUCAUCGGAUGAAAAUGCUACGGCUGAGGAUGCGGCGCCACAAUUUGCUGAGCAACCAGCAAACGUGGAUGCCGCCGCGAAUCCCCCGGUUUUGGUUGAUUCAAACGAUGAUGGAACAGUCGCCCAGGAACUGGAACUGGAGCAAAUGAGGAGUACAUUGGAUGAGGCAAUUUUGGAAACGCGCAGUACGCCUCUCGAAAAUCGACCGCGACUUCCCCGCAUAGCCCUCAGCAAGCGGAAUCGGGCUAUCGUGAGGGCUUUGAACCCAAUAAUGGAACCAGCUGCUCCCGUGGAAGAACCCCAAGAGGACCAAAAAUCUGCUGGGAGAGCCGAAACAAAUGAGUAUAGACCCGGUCAAGUUUUUUCUCUUAACGCGCAAGAGUUAUUAGAUCUUCAACCGGAAAGACAAGCACCCGUGGCGAGCAAUCAGCAGCUUCAACAGCUGUAUGAUAAUCCGCAGCCUGAACACAAGCAAAAUUUACAGCCUUUAUACUAUUACGAUCCACAACUUGCAGGACAGAUGUCUCUGCAACCAUCACAUGCAGUCAUCGCACGCCCUGAUUAUUCCUCUAACGGCGGAGAAGCAUCAGUAGGUGCUGCACUUUCUGUCAGUGACACUGGCAAUACUCCUUCUCAUUCUUUUGACCAAGAACUAUUGACUCUACUCGGCCAUUCAGCACGACAAGAAGAUCAACGACUUCAAGCAUACACGCAAACGCAGCAACCGUUGCAAGUCCUACCACAAAAUAUAGGACAACAAUACCAGCAGAUCGAAAACUAUUUAUCAAAACCUGGUAAGAAACCGACUAACCUAAGAUCAAAUGUUCCAACAGAAUCGUCAACAGCUCCUCAGCAAUAUUUAAUUGAAACCACUAACGUGCAACCACAGCAACAACCAUUACAGAACCAAUUCCAUUUCGCACAACCUCAACGUGCACCACAAACUCUACGUUACAUCCCGAUACAACCAGCUCAACCUGAUUUACAACAAACUUUGUACGAUCGCCCUGAAUCCCAAGGUCUAAAAAUUGUACCAGCUCCUAAUUUACAAAACCUACAGCCGCUUGCUCAAAAUAAUUACCCAUUUAUACCUCAAUAUCUGCAACCAGAAUUAGUUCCAAACCAGUACAGGUUUGUUGAUACACAAGGGCAACAAAUUCAAGCGAUUAGUCAAGAGCAGCCCCAAAUUGUGAUAGGAAAUAUUGAAAGACCAUUGACUUAUUUAAAACGUAUCCCAGAACAUGAAAAAGUACGCACAGUUAAAAUCUAUAAUCAAGCCGGUUCAGAAGGUUUAACUUUAGCGUCCCAACCUGUACAAAUUGGUGAACAGUUCUACCUUAGACCUUUACAUCGAUCAAAUGACCAAAGAGGAAGAUACGAAUUGUCACCGCAAGCUUUGAAAUCUGUGGAGCAAGCUAGAGCUAUUGGAUCAACAAAAGCUCCGCUUUCAACUAUAUAUGUCAACAAGAAAAUUUCUCCGAAAAAAGUUGUAAGACCCUCACAGAAAUCGGAACAGUCAGCAAGAGGCCAAUUUUUCAGAAUAGAACAAAAAUCUAAGAGGUUGGAGCAAAUAUCUGCAGAUCAACAGAGUAAAGCUUUCGAUGAACAACGUGCACGCUUGCCACCUCCAAGAAACAAUAAAGCCUACACGCCUGAAGAGUUUGCUGCUUUAGUUGCAGCAGGUUAUUCUGUGACUCCUGUUCCAGUCGGAAGUACCGAACAACAAGCACAAUCUAGAUCUUUUUUGGAGUCAAUUCAAAUUCCGCAACGCCGUCCAUUAUACAGUAAACGUCACCAAUAUCUUCCUUUGAGAUAUGAUGAGGCGCCUUAA
Messenger RNA from Parnassius apollo (apollo), 2121 nucleotides. The record is from the annotation of a GenBank genome assembly. NCBI's taxonomy places the organism in Eukaryota, Metazoa, Arthropoda, Insecta, Lepidoptera, Papilionidae.